UUUUGACAAAUCGAAGCAUCCCGAAUACAGAUGUUUGUACUUCCUGUAUAAAACCAAAAUUAAAAUAUUUUGAAAUUCUCUCAAAUUACUAAUUGUCAUCUACAAAUUAGAGAAAAAGUACAAAGCUAUGUCUUGGGGAGGACAGCGGCCACAGCAAUACGGAGGUUAUGGAGCACCUCAAGGUUACCAGCAGCCUGGUGCACCACCAAGUAACCAACUUUACGGUCAGCAAGGUCAGGGCGGGUAUGGUCAGCAACCUCCACCACAAGGUUACAGACCACCAGGGCAAUAUGGUCAGCCUGGACAAUAUGGCCAGCCUCAGCAAGGACCCCCUGGUCAGUAUGGAGCACCAGGUCAGCCUCCUAGGGGACAGUAUGGUCAAGCACCACCACCUGGACAGUACGGUGCUCCAGGAGGGCAGUAUGGUGCUCCGAGUGCACCCCCAGGUCAGGGGUAUGGCGGACAACCUCCAGCAUAUGGUCAGCAACAACAAUACGGUGGGUAUCAACAGCCAGGGUAUGGUCAGCAAGGAAUGGGUGGAUUUGGAGGACAGCAAGCCCCUCCUCCUGGUGUUGGUCAAGAACUCUGGGGAUGGUUUCAGGCAGUAGAUGCAGACAGAAGUGGCAAAAUAACAGCAGACGAAUUAAGACAGGCAUUACACAAUGGUAACUGGACUGCCUUCAAUCCCGAGACAUGCAGACUGAUGAUAGGCAUGUUUGACAAAGACAGGAGUGGAACAAUAGAUAUACAUGAAUUUUCAGCAUUAUGGAAAUAUAUCCAGGAUUGGAAAAGUUGUUUUGACAGAUUUGAUACAGAUCGUUCUGGAACCAUCGACGCAAGAGAACUCACUACAGCAUUCCAGACUUUUGGAUAUAAUUUAUCUCCACAGUUUUGUGAUCUUGUGAUACGAGUAUUUGACCGUAAAGGUGCCAGAAACAUACAGUUUGAUGAUUUUAUCCAAGCGUGCGUGAUGCUGAAAACUUUAACAGAUAAGUUCAGAGCAAAAGACCACCAGCAGAAUGGGACUGUCAGAAUCAGUUAUGAAGAGUUUUUAGAAAUGGUUUUGGACACUACAUUAAUUCAGGGAGCUACGUAGUAAAAUGAAAUUAGAUGUUGUAUUAACGUAAGACUGUGAUUUGGUGGCACGAGUUAACGGCGCAUGAUGACUUGUACGAUUCAUUCUCCCUUACAGUUCAUGGACAUGGCGCUGGACAUCAAAGUUUGAGAGCAAGAUAUAUGGCUGUCGUUUGGAUCAUUUUUGUAUCACUCAUGUGGAUCUGUGUUAGUUGUGGAUGUAAAUAAUCAAGAAUGUCUUUACUGCUAUCAAAAUGUUGAUGUUGAAGAAUAACCAAACUGCUCAUAACAAAUGAAAUUUGUGUGUGUCUGGUAAAUGGAUGUUGUAGUUAUUGUAUCUUGGAGUUUUGUAUUUAAACUUGUUUUUAUGUGUUACGCAAGUAUGGUUGACAACACUAAUUCUGCAACUAUGUUAUUUAUUCUCCAACGAAAUUUAAGUGUUAAUUUCAUACUGGACCAACUUUCAAUUUUAAUCUUGGGCUUUCUUAAAGACGUUAGUACUACUGAUAUUUUUGUAACUGUUUUGUUGGCGGAAAAUCUUACUUAGUGUUCACUUUUACAGCUAUGGCAACUUUCACUCAAAAUAAAUAUUUGAGGCCAUUAUAUUUGACCACUGUUAAGAAUAAGAAUAGCCUUGUUAUUUAUACACAGUGGGUAUUGGGCCUUAGAAGUAUAUAUAGUGAUAAAGUUUGAAGUUCUUAUAAUGCAGCCUUUCUCUAGGCAUGGGAAAAGAAUGUAUACUAAUACAGUAGCGAUAGUACAGUAGUUCUUUAAGAAAUUAGCAGGAAUCAUUGUAAAUUUUAACAUCUUAUUUACCACUUACCAUACGAUAAAAUUAAUAGUGCCAUUUCUUGUUAGGAUUAGCUUCAUUGUAAAACAAGUUCCUAGCUUUAUCUGUCUGGGGUUGUGCCUAUAUAAAUAUAUAUAUAUAUAUUUCAUGUUCGUAUAAAGAAUCUAAUAUGAAUUUUUUGUUUUUUAAAAAUCUUUCCUAGUGGCUUUUUGAAAACAAAACUUGUCUUUGAGUAUUUUGGUAACUUUGUGUUCUUUUUUUUCUGGUUAAAUAUGUGAACAAGUUUUUUUCAUUUCAUAUUUAAUUUCGUUGUACCCUGGCAUAACGAGUUUUAGGGGAGUGUAUUACAGUCUCUUUGUCCAUCACUCCUUCACUCGUCCUGAAGUAUUUACUGUCUGAUCCGCCUUUUCCAUAACAGGGUUUUGCCUUCAUUUCUCUUUAAAUAUAAGACAGUACCAUUGAUACCAUACAGUAUUCUAAAGACCUCCAAGCAUUGUAAUAGGAACUUCUUAAAUUUUCAAAAUAUCUCUACUAGUUUUGAAUUUAUCAUCAGAAAACGAUGUUUCCACAAAAAAGCAGUUGGGCAAAGUGUUUGAGAAAAAUACUGAGAACUGAUGGCAAAUGCUUUGUGAGGAGGAAAGCACUCAUUUUGUUGUCUUCGACAUACUUUACUUUAUGAGAAUCUGUUAAGUAAUAAGGAAAAUAUAGGCACAGGGUUACCUAAAUCAUGACGUUUUCUCCAUGUGUACGGUAUCCAAGUCACUUGGGUAGAUAUUCUAAAAUUUUUAAAAUAAUCCCACCACCAUCAUCGGAGACCUUUAGAAUGACUAAGUUUACAUCUGGAUCUUUCAAAAUACAGUUGCAAUUUAUAGAAAACUUUGUUACGAAUUAAAUGGACCAAACAGUAAUUUAAUAACUAACCAGUUUUUGGACUUUCUGGGAGGACAUGUUAAGCAUAUGACUCAUAACUAUCUAUAAUUGUUUCAGUAUUGCCUCCCUUUUUAGUUAAUAGCUAUUCGAAAAAGAGCUAUUGUACUAGCCCAUUCUUCAGUGUUUGUGUCCACGUCCAGAUUUGGUUAAGUUUCUGUUUGUAAGCUAGUAUCUCAAUAACAACUUGUUGGAAUGAAUUGAACCUUCACACACUAUUCACUGUGAUGAACUGACUUGCAGUGGACAGGUUCCAUAACUCUGUUUUGCUUUUUUACAAAAUUAGGCCUCAUUGUUUAAAUUUUUGUAUGUAAGCUGGUAUCUCCUCAGUUCUUACUAAUGGGAAUGGAUUGAAACUUCACACACUUGUCCAUUGUGGUGUGUGUGUGGGGGGGGGGGGGGGGGGGGGGGGAGUAUGAAACACCUUCAGUAAUAGCACUAGUAAGAUUGGUACCUUGCAGUGAUAAUUUGCAAUCUUUUUGAGAUUUAUGUCUUUAAAUUAUCAAAUAUAUAAUAAAUGUGCUAUUUGAAUGCAAAGUGCUUUGUGAAUAUUUACAUUGAUCUAUUUUUAUUUUGUUUGCAUUUGUAUCAUUAUGUGUAAACAAUGAAAUACUUGCUAAAUUAUGAAAUAAAGUUGUAGGUUGGGAACAAUAAUUUUCGUACAUUUUUUCAUGUAAUAGUCAACCUGUUUGUAUGCUGAUGUAUUAAUUGAAGAAGGCAAUAUCACUGAUUGAUGGUGUAUGAUUUAAUUGACAUUUUUCUACUCCAUUCUGCCAUCUAGCAUUUAAAACCUAAAAUUUAGGCAACUAGUAAAAAUAAUAUUAUACACCAAGUGAUUUUAACAUAAAGUGCUUUUUGACCUCGUCAUUUUGAACUUUUUUUACUUCAUUUACAUUGUCGUAUACAUUAUUUUAUACAUAUGUUCUGUAUAAUUAAUUGUAAACAAUCGAGCUACUUGCUAUAUUAAGAAAUAAAGAUUUAUACUGAAA
Mercenaria mercenaria is the source of this 3780-nucleotide messenger RNA. Its product is annotated as programmed cell death protein 6-like. Bases 128 to 1096 code for a protein of 322 amino acids. Lineage: Eukaryota; Metazoa; Mollusca; Bivalvia; Venerida; Veneridae. Gene Ontology annotation, molecular function: calcium ion binding. The transcript has 7 exons. The record is from RefSeq and is a predicted model, not a curated record.